This is a messenger RNA of Prunus armeniaca (apricot), 1920 nucleotides long. NCBI's taxonomy places the organism in Eukaryota, Viridiplantae, Streptophyta, Magnoliopsida, Rosales, Rosaceae. The record is from the annotation of a GenBank genome assembly.
AUGUUCCAACCCAACAACCAGAUUUCAGAUCAUACGAAGUCAUUAUCUAUUCAAGAUUCACCAGCAUUGACGCAAGUGGACGAAAAAGAAACUAGUCUAGUUGUGAAGGAUGGGAUGCAAAAUGGAGGAUUCGCUCAAGCAGAAUCCAUCAUCUACUACACUAAGAAACUUCAAGAUGAUUUACAAAUGAUGGGGAUGAAAAUUAAACAGCACGAAGACAACAUAAAACUUCUGAAGUCUCAGAGAAACAAAUUAGAUGACUCUAUUCUCGAUUUGCAAGUUAUUCUAGGGAAGUAUCAUACCUCAACUGCAUCUAAAAUCGAAAAUGAAGACCAUUCCCACUGUAAAAGUGAGGAGGAAACAACCAAAAAGAUUCUUCAGCGUGAGAAGUCUGCUGCAGGCAUUUUAUGGCAGUUGAAAACUCGUCAUGGUACUCAGGCUGCCCAUCUUACCUUGACCAAGGAUGUCCUGGGUAUUGUUGCAAUGCUUGGCAAAGUAGAGGAUGAUAAUCUUAGCAGGCUUUUAUCAGAAUACUUAGGAGUCGAUACUAUGUUGUCAAUUGUCUGUAAGACUUAUGAAGGUGUCAAAGCUUUAGAAACGUAUGACAAUGAAGGCUGCAUAAAGAAAAGUUCUGGUCUUCAUGGGCUUGGUGCUUCUAUUGGAAGGACAUUAGAAGGCAGGUUUCAGGUCAUUUGUCUUGAUAAUUUAAGACCAUAUGCUGGUGAAUUUGUACCUGAUGACCCACAGAGGAGGCUUGAUCUUCUGAAGCCAAGGUUACCUAAUGGGGAAUGCCCACCUGGUUUUCUUGGUUAUGCAGUAAAUAUGAUCCAUGUGGAUAGCACAAGCUUAUUUUGUGUCACAGCUAGUGGGCAUGGCCUGAGAGAGACUCUAUUUUAUAACCUCUUCUGUCGCUUGCAAGUAUAUAAAACAAGGGCAGAUAUGGUUCCUGCACUUCCUUGUAUAAGUGAUGGAGCCAUUUCUUUAGAUGGCGGGAUGAUUAGGUCAACUGGUGUGUUUUCUCUUGGCAACCGGGAAGAUGUAGAUGUGAGAUUUCCUAAACUGUCAGUGAUAUCAAGCCUACCCGAAACCUAUCUUGAUUCUGAAAGACAAAUCAAUGAGUUGAAGUGGAAAAAAGAAAAAAUGCAGGAAGAUAUGAAGAGAGAACAAGCAUUAUUGGACAACGCGAAGUUCAAUUUUGACAGAAAGAAGCAAGAUUUUCUGAAAUUCCUGGCUGAUAGCUCAUCAUAUGCAACUCAGCAUCAAUUUCAGGCAGCAGCACAAAGCAGAGUGACCUCAAGGUUUCCUCACAUAUUCACUCCUUUCGGCGGCUUACCAUCGCUGCCUUCUCCUCGAACGACGCAGCGACGCCAUCCUUUCUCCUCCACACCAUCGUCUUCUUCGCACCAGUCACCACCAGCAGCCAAUUGCACCAUAGUAUUCUUCUCUUCUACUCCACAGUCCAUCGACGCCUUACUGCUCCUCGCUGCUCGCACGAGUCAACGACUGCAGGAGAGAACCCGAAAGAGUACAUCAAUGGCAGGCCAAGCUGCAAAAUCUGUGGCAAAGACAAUUGGAGGGUACCAGUACCCAUGGCGCGAGAAGUUGGCUAAACACAGCUCCGAGCUAUCCAAGGGUGUGUGGGGUUACUGGCAUCUAGGGGCAUGGAAGCCGCUUGGAAUCAGUGCUCGUCAUCGAGCUAAAAUUAGAAGGGAAGUGCUCCUCGCGGGACAGGAUUGGCCAUAUGAUCCAGCAAGGAAAGAAAUGAGAACCAAGAGGAAAGGUCACAAAGUUGACAGGAUAGCUGCAGAGAAACGGGAAAACACUGCCAAGUUGAUGGUGAAGAUGCCACAAAUGUUGCUUGAUUACAAGAAGCGCGUGUGGGAGAAGAGGAUGAAGGAAGAAGAGAAGAACAAAAGCUGA